AUGGAUUUAAAAUACGGCCUAAUAUGCUUAUAUCCAGAGCCACUUCAAACAAUUCGUUAUUCAAUAGCUAAAGAGUGGUUAAUCAGUGAAAGCGGCGGCCAAAUUUUAAAUAAUUCUACUGAUACAUCAUUGAAUGACCAUUCAAUUGACGAUAUAAAUGACGGUACAGAAAGUGAAAGCUCCUUUGACAGUAAAGUUACCGACGAAUCACCAUCACUCGACAGCAAUCCAAUGCAAGAUUUUGAUGAAUUUAAUCAUGAGGAUAUCUUAAAUAACGAGGCAACAGAUUUUAAACAGACAAGUAACGAUGAUUCAACACAUGAUGAACAUAGAGAUAAAUCUGAAACUCGGAAAUCUACUCAGCAAGGUUCGGCAGAAACUGCCAAAAUAGUCAAUGUAAAGCCUAGAAUAGGGUUGC
Molecule: messenger RNA, 418 nt
Organism: Racocetra fulgida
Lineage: Eukaryota; Fungi; Glomeromycota; Glomeromycetes; Diversisporales; Gigasporaceae
Source: the annotation of a GenBank genome assembly